AUGUUUAAGAAAGACCCACAACCUAAAGCAUCGGCAAAUAUCAAAUCUUCUGAAAGGAGAAAAUUAUUGACCAAUAUUUGCAAUAUAUACAAUAUUCCUCAACAAGAAAUUACCAAAGAAUGUGAGCAUGAUAUUCUUCCUGUAACUACGAAACAGGCUUCCUUUAAAAGUGUCCAAGGGUAUAGUGGAACCAUCUAUUGUGAUGAGAAUGAAACACCUAUUUGGUUUAAAUCUAGAGACUCUCAAAUAUUUCCUUCACUAUUUACUACGUGGAAAUGUCCUUUCAUCCUCCCAAUGAUUAAAACUCAUCCUCAUGUUAUCAAGAUCCUUUCUAAUGGGGCUGAUUUAAUGUUACCAGGAACAAUUCCACCGUUCGAUGAUAGAGCAGUAAAAGGUGCGGUUGUUGGCGUGGUUGAUAGUCAGAAUCCAACGGUUAUAAAAGCUAUAGGUCGCUGUAAAUUGAAUAUGACCGAAUUCGAUAGGGUCAUUGGUCGAACUGGUACUGCCGUGGAAGUCAUUCAUUGCUUACACGAUGAAUUGUACAAUUUGAAUAAAUUAGUUGAUAUUCCUAUACCAUCGGAAUGUAAUGUGGAUAUACCAGUAAAUGCUGAACAGAAUGAGCCUAUUACUCACGAGUGUGAGUCUGUUCAUCAAGAGUCUGAAUCUGUUACUCAAGAAGCUGAUAAGGGCGAUAAUAAGUCUGAGAUAGAUUCUAAAAUAGAAAAUGAAGACAACAAUAAAUCCACUAACGAAAAUUCCAUAGUUACUAGCAUGGAUGAUGUUGCUGAACAAUUGUCUGAAUUAUCAGUAGAGGAUGUUGAUAAGUUUUUUACUAGAUCUCUUUUGCAGUCUGUUCAACAAAAUUCUAUCGCAUUACCAAUAACAUCAUCCACUUUCAUGUCCAACUAUAUUUAUAAAAAUUUGCCAGUCAUUGACCCCAUGUAUUGUAAUAUUAAAAAGACAACAUGGAAAAAAUCUGCAAAAUUUUUAAAGGCUAUGGAAAAGUUGAAUUACAUGCAAGUUAAAGGAAAAGGAGACGAUUUAUCAAUUGUUGGUUUAACCUCAAAGGACAACCCUAUUAUUCAAAACUUUGUACCACAUAAACCUAUGAGUUCUUUAACAAAUAAUAAGUCUAGCGAGAAAUCUGUUGGAAAUAAAAAGAAUAAAGCAAAUGAACUAUCAAUCGUUUACUUGUACAAGCCCACUAAUAAGUCAAGAAUGUUUUUCAACAAAGUGGAUCUCCCAUUUGUAAAUUUGUACACUGCGCCUGAAUUAAGAUCAUUAUUGGAUAAAUAUAUUAAAAUUCAGCAAUUGAUGGAUAAAAAAGAUCCGAAGAAGAUUGUUCUUGACGAUACAUUAAACAGCAUUUCCAAUUUAGGUCUUGGCUCUUAUCCAAGAGAUAAAGUCUUUAAGGUAUUUUUAACUAAUUUUUCGCCAUUGUAUAAAAUUUUAAAACCUGGGGAAAGUGUUGAUAAUGAUGAAAUUGAAUUAAAUAGGGGUGAGCCGCCAAAGGUUCAGGUUAUUACCGAAAUGAAAAUAGGAAGAAAGGUUAUUACGAGAGUCCUGAACUUUGAAAAAUAUUACAUUAAACCACAUAUUUUAUCAGAUGAACUAAAAGUAAAAUGUUCAGGUUCUACCACUAUCGGGCCUUGCACUCAUAAUCCAAAGCUAAUUGAAGUUACUGUUCAAGGACCCCACGGUAAGUUGAUUGUAGAUUUGUUAAAUUCUAAAGGAAUUCCAAUAUCUUUUAUUGAAUUUGAAGACAAAGUCAAAAAGAGGAAAAAGCGCUAA
Molecule: messenger RNA, 1791 nt
Organism: Debaryomyces hansenii CBS767
Lineage: Eukaryota; Fungi; Ascomycota; Pichiomycetes; Serinales; Debaryomycetaceae
Exons: 1
Coding region: 1-1791 (596 amino acids)
Biological process (GO): translational initiation; formation of translation preinitiation complex
Molecular function (GO): translation initiation factor activity; RNA binding
Source: RefSeq, a predicted model, not a curated record